Molecule: messenger RNA, 840 nt
Organism: Geodia barretti
Lineage: Eukaryota; Metazoa; Porifera; Demospongiae; Tetractinellida; Geodiidae
Source: the annotation of a GenBank genome assembly
UUGCACCCUCUCCUUUUCCUAUUUGUUCCGUUUCGCAACGAGGCAGACCUCAUCGAAGAGGGAGAGACUGCCGAGAGUGCUUUUGAAAGGCACUUGGAAGAGAACGAUGCACUCAACACACACUCUGAAAAGCUUCAACGGAUGUUGAUGGCUAGAGAGCAUGUGCAGAAGAUCAAUGAGGCCAGGAGAGCCCAACAAGAAGAUGCCGGCACAGACCCUAGCCCUGUUGAGGACGACGCCGGUCUUCAGGUGGCAGGUGAGGAAACGUCGGCCAUGAACAGCGUUCUCGACCUCCACCAGAACAAUGAGAGUGACGGACCUAGUCUGGAGGAACUAGUUCAGUCACUAGACACCGACCAGGCUAGGGUGUACAAACACGUGAAAUCUCUCCUCGAGCACCAGCUGACUCAAGAGAAAAAGCAGUGCAGUUGUACGGACCUCAAACCACUGCACAUGUUUGUCAGCGGGGUGGGAGGCACGGGCAAGUCUUUCCUGAUCAAGACUGUCCUCAUACAAUGUCCGUGGAGUCACCAUCCAUCGACUGCCAUUGAGCACGAGGGCAGAGGAGCUGGCUACUGGAAGCUAGCGAAAGACGCACUGAAGAUCAUGCGUGCGUCUCUGUCCAAGCUCAAACUGCUCAUCACAGACAAAGUGUCAAUGGUGUCCAGUUUGAACCUCGCAUACAUUCACCUCCGUCUCGAUGACAUCUUUGCCCGAGACGAGUGGUUUGGCGGGGUGAACGUUCUGUUUGUGGGAGACACCCUGCAACUCCCACCAGUGAAUGGAGCAGCUGUCUUUGAAAAGAUCAACAACAGAUCCUUUAACAACCAAGCUCGGUAG